This is a messenger RNA of Phytophthora infestans T30-4, 345 nucleotides long. RefSeq names its product ubiquitin-conjugating enzyme E2, putative. Bases 1 to 345 code for a protein of 114 amino acids. Lineage: Eukaryota; Oomycota; Peronosporomycetes; Peronosporales; Peronosporaceae. The transcript has 4 exons. The record is from RefSeq and is a predicted model, not a curated record.
AUGAACAAAGCAAACAAGCGCCGCGAGACUGACGUCAUGAAGCUCAUGAUGAGCGACUACGAGGUGCAUCUAACGGACGAGUCCAAGACGAGCGACCUCGACGUUAAGUUUCACGGACCAAAAGAUAAGCUGGUCAACAUUUUCGACAUGUUCAUCCCACAACUACUGCGAUACCCGAACCCAAGCGACCCACUGAACGGUGAGGCGGCCUCGUUGCUCAUGAAGGACGCCGAGUCGUACAAUAGAAAAGUGAAAGAGUAUGUGCGGAACUACGCGUCGCAGCCCAUUGAAAUGGGCAACCAGGAAGAAGACAGUGAUGUCAGUGACAUGAGCGAUAUCGAGUAG